AUGUUCUCCAAUAAUUCAAACGCCGUACAAAUAAAACCGCGACUUAUUACAUUCUUCCUUGCUACCGUUUGGCUAGCUGUUGCUAGCCUCAGCUCCAUAAUUGCGUACUGUGCAAGUCAUCUGCUUGACCGCGCAACGCAUGACCUAGCUAGUGGCAGCGGCUGGAUUCUGGACAUAGAAUUCAAACGCCUCAUGAACAAAGUCUUCGGUGGAGCACUCGCUGUGGCAAUUAUUUCAGCUCUGCUUUCAACUUUUGGAACCGCUCUUCUUUUCCAGCCGAGAUUGCUGAGUAAGAACAGUCAGGCUCGAGCUUUUUACGGCUGCAUCCAACUUUUGCUGAGUUUUCCUCUCGUAUGCAUCGAAGUUUACCUUGCCGGUCAGGUCCGCGGCUUUCAGUCCUCUUUCAAAUUCUUCACAAGCCAGGACCAUACUCCGUACUACGAGAUCAUGUAUUAUGGCGCUACGAGCAAAGCUAUCUUCGGCGCUCUGGUGGCCAUUUUCUAUCUGGUUUAUGUUUUCGCAUGUCAUUGA
Molecule: messenger RNA, 531 nt
Organism: Penicillium waksmanii
Lineage: Eukaryota; Fungi; Ascomycota; Eurotiomycetes; Eurotiales; Aspergillaceae
Exons: 1
Coding region: 1-531 (176 amino acids)
Source: RefSeq, a predicted model, not a curated record